Messenger RNA from Pipistrellus nathusii (Nathusius's pipistrelle), 823 nucleotides. The record is from the annotation of a GenBank genome assembly. NCBI's taxonomy places the organism in Eukaryota, Metazoa, Chordata, Mammalia, Chiroptera, Vespertilionidae.
AUGAGUCCAUCAGCAAAGAAGAGGCCCCAGAAUGGUGUGGUUUUCAAGAUGCAAGAUGAGAAACCACGUGACAAGAUACAGCAGCCUAUCAGCAAAUUAACUGAGCAGAACCGACUUAGAAUGGUGUUAAAAAACUUGUCACUCUUGAGGAUACUCAAGAAUUCAAACCCUCGGGUCCAAGAACUAUAUGGCCUGGCCAGAAGGUGUUGGAAUUCACUGCUCAAUGUUCAGAAGAUCCUCCUGACCUCCUCCAGGAACAACACUGUGUGCACUAACAUGGGCCAGAACAAUGAAGGACUCCAAGAGGCUAAGUGCUCCAAGAAGAAACUGAAGCCCAAGAACUUAGGGAAGCCUAAGGAGUUGAAGUCCAAGGUGAGGGUGCUGGAGAAGAAAAAGGUCCAGCAGUCACGUGCAGCAGUACCAGAGGGAGGAGAAGAACAGAUGGAGACUGAGAUCCCAAAGACAUCAGGGGGUCAUGGCUUGAUCACUUGCCCUGGAGCCUGGGGGAGGCAACUACCCACUGGAGACCCUGGAGUCAUCUUCCUGAAGCCCCACCAAGGGGACAAGGAGCAGCUGGAGGUAGCUGACCAGUGGAACUGGUUUGAGGGGCUGCCCAGGCGAAUCCACCUCCCAGGACCCCGGGUGAUGUGCAGACCAUCCACCAUGCGCUUAGUCAAGCGCUGCUGUACCCGUUUCUGCUCUGCAUCACUUGAGCUGUCGAUGCACCAUCCAUACAGGACCUCGGAUGGGAGCAGAGGAUGGAAAUCGUACAAUCAUCUUGAAUGGGUGGGUUGGAUGGGAAAAUUCAAGAGUAUACAAAUAA